AUGAGGAGAAGGAAGAGAGAGGCGGUGAGAGUGCGCCGCGGCUCUCAUUCUAUGUGGGAAUGCUGCACGGCGUGUGGCGGUAUUGCUCUGAAAUGCCGCACCAUCACGCACGAGGACGUGGCACGGAGUGGAAUAUCUUUUUUUUGUCUGCGUGUCUGCUGCUGUGGGUGUGGGUGUGUUUGCGUCGGACUUGUCGGCACGAUGGCCGCAGCGUGUGGCUGCCACUUUGUUCUCUUGGAGAAUAUGCUGCCACGCCUUUACGUGUGUGUUGUUUCGGGGACAAUGUGCCGGCGGCUGUGCGAUUGCCGGAUGGAGGGAGAGGAGUGGAGGGAAUUGCGUGAGUGCAGCGGUCAAGAGUCGCGCUGGGUGUCUCGCCGCGGAGGGGAUUGCCCACCCAGCCCAGCACCGCUCCUGUCGGGCACCCUCUCUCUCUCACACUGCAGGAUUGUAAUCGACGCCGGCAGCACGCAGCGAGGCAGCGGAUGCCGCCACCGCCACGAGUGCGACCGGAAGGGGACACUUCAGCUGUUGCGUUCUGAGGGGGCAAUCUGUGUGGCACAGUGGCGUGCCCACAACCCCCUCGCGGACUCCGCACAAGACACCGGGCACUGGCCGCGGAGUGUUUGCGUCAUGGGGGACACUGCGGCUGCUUCCCUCCUCCUUUCAGGUGGACGGACGCCUGUUUUUACUCUUUUUCCCACCCAGGCGGAUGGCUGCGCGAUGGCACCACAACAAAAUGAGGCAUUCGUUUUCACCAUGGAGGGGCAUUAUCUGUGA
This is a messenger RNA of Trypanosoma cruzi, 777 nucleotides long. RefSeq lists its product as uncharacterized. The transcript has a single exon. Bases 1 to 777 code for a protein of 258 amino acids. The record is from RefSeq and is a predicted model, not a curated record. NCBI's taxonomy places the organism in Eukaryota, Euglenozoa, Kinetoplastea, Trypanosomatida, Trypanosomatidae.